UGGGCAUGUGCCCUGGCAGGGAAUGGAACUGUGACCUUGUUCAUGGGUCGACACUCAACACCUGCUGUGUGGGGGGGACUAUCUUUGACUGUGCUUUCCCUGAUCAUAUCCACCUGUUGGGCUCCCCCAAUUGUUGGCUGUCUUCUCUAUUGUUUUUGUCCUGGAGCAUCAAUUGCUCCAUAGACUGAUCCAAUUAAAUUUGGGCUCCUUUAACAGGGUAGCUUUUGAGUUCAGUGUUUGAAGUUUGUUCUCACCCCAGGAAGGUUCUUCUUAUCUGUCUCUUUAUCUGGUUCUCUCUGGUAAACUAACUGGCCCAUGGUUUAGCUUGUUGCAAUAAUGGAGGCACAAGCCUCCUAUUUGCUUACCACCCAAACCUUGAUUGAUUUUUGAGAGCACCUUUAAACUUGAACUUCCCAUAUUGUUUCAAGUUAAGUCUUUUUGGUUUUAGUUUUAGUUUUUGCUUGGGGAGCUUCAAAGCUACCUGUUUUAUAACUUUCCUGUCCCCCAGGAAGAAUCUCUGAGCUGCAGCUCUGUAGCUGGGGAUAGUGACAGUUAAGCACAUCUUCUUGAACGACACUGCUGCCUGGGGGGGGGCAGCCUCUGGGCCUUCUCAGCUUGCCUCUCCCACUGUGGAACCUUCUUCCUAGGAAUGAGCUGGGGCUUAAGCAACUGGGCUACAGUAUUCCUAGCCUGCUGGACCUAAGGCAGAGCUUCCAGCUUAUGAGUAGGGGCUGGUGGAAGGAGGGAGCCCUGGCCUCUCUGCUACAUUCAGCUGGAACAUGGAGUUGAAAGUGGAACGCCACUACAUGAGUUUUAGCAUGACAACUAUGAAAAAGGAAGCAAGAAACUUUUGGAAUCAGACCUUUUUUUACUUUGGAAUUGGAUAUGAGGGAGUGUGGGCCUGUGUGACUAUUUCCCCCUUACAGUCUUGGAACAGAUUGCAUAUCUUAAGGUCAAAUAGCAGCUGCAACAAUGCAGGGAUGUAUGCACAGGCAGUCUGGCUCCAGAACCUGUGGUUUAACCUCUUCUGAACUGUGGGAGCCUCUGGGACAUGGACCCAUGCAUUUCAGUUUAUGUUUCUAUGACCUCCAGGUACAGACGACUGUUCAGGUGUGUAUAUAUUUGUCUUCUGUUUUUCCCCGCCAGGUGCUUGUGUCUCCACGGCCUCCAUGUUUAAAGCAGAACAUGUGUGCAGAGUAGACGCGGCUUUCUUCCACAGCCUUUCUGGGGCCACAGGACAAGGAGCUGUUUGAGUGAACAUACUGUUCUGUACUCUACCUCUCAGGGCCUCCUGUGCUAGCCAUGCCUGUGCCCACAGAGGGCACUCCGCCACCCCUGAGUGGCACCCCCACCCCAGUCCCAGCCUACUUCCGCCAUGCAGAACCUGGUUUUUCCCUCAAGAGGCCCAGGGGGCUUAGUCAGAGCCUUCCGCCCCGGCCCCCUGCCAAGGGCAACAUCCCCAUCAGUCGCCUCUUCCCUCCUCGGACCCCAGGCUGGCACCAGCCCCAACCCCGAAGGGUAUCAUUUCAAGACAAAGCCUCUGAGAUCCUACAGAGCCCCAGUUAUGACCCAAGCCGGCAGGAGUCCUUCUUCCAGCAGAGUUUCCAGAGGCUUGGCCGCCUGGGCCAUGGCUCUUAUGGAGAGGUCUUCAAGGUACGUUCCAAGGAAGAUGGCCAGCUCUAUGCAAUAAAGCGCUCCAUGUCGCCAUUCCGGGGCCCCAAGGACCGAGCCCGAAAGCUGGCUGAGGUCAGCAGCCAUGAGAAGGUGGGGCAGCACCCAUGCUGUGUGCGGCUGGAACGAGCCUGGGAGGAGGGUGGCAUCCUGUACCUGCAGACAGAGCUGUGUGGGCCCAGCCUGCAGCAGCACUGUGAGACCUGGGGCACUGGCCUGCCUGAGGCCCAGGUCUGGGGCUACCUGCGGGAUACCCUCCUCGCUCUGGCCCACCUGCAUGGCCAAGGCCUGGUCCACCUUGACAUCAAGCCUGCCAACAUCUUUCUGGGGCCCCGGGGCCGCUGCAAACUGGGUGACUUUGGGCUGCUGGUGGAGCUGGAUGCAUCUGGGCCUGGUGAGGCGCAGGAGGGAGACCCCCGCUACAUGGCCCCCGAGCUGCUGCAGGGCUCCUACGGGACAGCAGCCGACGUGUUCAGUCUGGGUCUCACCAUCCUGGAAGUGGCAUGCAACAUGGAGCUGCCCCAUGGUGGAGAGGGCUGGCAGCAGCUGCGCCAGGGCUACCUGCCCCCCGAGUUCACUGCCAGCCUGUCUUCUGAGCUGCGGUCUGUCCUCAUCAUGAUGCUGGAGCCUGAUCCCAAGCUGCGGGCCACAGCUGAGGCCCUGCUGGCCCUGCCUAUGCUCAGGCAGCCACAGCCCUGGAGUGUCCUGUGGUACAUGGCUGCUGAAGCCCUGAGUCGAGGGUGGGCCCUGUGGCAGGCCCUGCUGGCUCUGCUGUGCUGGCUCUGGCAUGGGCUGGCUCACCCUGCCAGCUGGCUGCAGCCCCUGAGGCCCCCGGCUACUCCUCCUGGCUCACCGCCCUGCAGCUUCCUCCUGGACAGCAGCCACUCCAGCAACUGGGAUGACGACAGCAUAGGGCCCUCGCUCUCUCCAGAGGCCAUCCUGGCCAGGGCUGCCAGGAGCACCUCCUCCACUCCCCAGAGCAGACACACACUGAGGGAUACCCUAGACCUAAGUGACAUUGACUCUGAGCCCCCUCAGGGCUCCUUCCCCUCCUUUGAGCCUCGGAACCUCCUUAGCCUGUUUGAGGACUCACUGGGCCCAACCUGAGCCCAUUCCAGCUGUGGUGCUUUUAACCUUUUAGCUCCUUCCCCUGUCCUGGAGGCUAGAUGGUCCCUUCUGCCUGGCCAUAUCUAAUAAAAGGUAUCUGAAUCUUGGGACCACCCAAGCUUGCUUGCAUGGCAA
This is a messenger RNA of Miniopterus natalensis, 2913 nucleotides long. RefSeq names its product protein kinase, membrane associated tyrosine/threonine 1 (gene PKMYT1). Gene Ontology annotation, molecular function: protein kinase activity; ATP binding. Lineage: Eukaryota; Metazoa; Chordata; Mammalia; Chiroptera; Miniopteridae. Gene Ontology annotation, biological process: meiotic cell cycle; negative regulation of G2/MI transition of meiotic cell cycle; protein phosphorylation. The record is from RefSeq and is a predicted model, not a curated record. Gene Ontology annotation, cellular component: nucleus; cytoplasm.